Meloidogyne enterolobii is the source of this 994-nucleotide messenger RNA. Lineage: Eukaryota; Metazoa; Nematoda; Chromadorea; Rhabditida; Meloidogynidae. The record is from the annotation of a GenBank genome assembly.
AUGAAAGAUAAUCUGAUAUGCUUUGCAAUCACAAUCAGCGUAACCACCAUUAUUAUGUGUAUUGCCGGAAUCAUUUGCCUGAAUAUUCAAUUACAAUCAAUGUGGGAUGAAUUAGGCCUCGAAAUAAAACAAUUUAAUAUUAAAGUAUUGGAUAUACAAAUAUCCCCAUUAUAUUUUUUAUUUUUCCAAAUCCAGACAGAUAAUAUAUGGGAAGGGAUGCUUUCAAUGGGUGCUGGUACUCCAUCAAACCGGCAAAGACGACAACUUUAUGGAGGAUACGGAGUACAGCAGCAACAACACCAGACACACAAUUUAUUUACGGCAAAAGUUGCCACUGGGCCGCUGAAGGUUACAUUAGGCAGCUCCUGCAAUUGUAUUUCCCAAAAUGAUUGUCCUGCUGGCCCUCCUGGAUUUCCAGGCGUGGUAGGUCCUCCAGGGGAACGGGGAAUUGGUGGUGUACCAGGAAUUCCCGGACAUGAUGCAAUGGAUGUACAUAGUUCAAUCUCCAAAGGCUGCUUUAACUGCCCUGUUGGACCUCAAGGAACUCCUGGAAAAGAAGGCAAUCCGGGCAUAAGAGGACCAAGGGGACCUAAUGGAAUUCCAGGAAUUUCUGGACGUGAUGGCGUUCCAGGGUUGACAGGCGAGGUUGGACCAGCAGGCGCUCUUGGUUCAAUAUAAUUUUAAGACAUAUUUGUAAAUAAUUAAAUAGGCGAGAUAGGGAAGCCUGGAAAGGCUGGAGACGUUGGUAAGGAUGCGGAAAAAUUAAUAGGACGUAAAGGAGUGCGUGGAACUGCUGGACCUGAAGGACCUCCAGGCCAAAUAGGCGAAAAAGGACUAGAUGGAGUGCAAGGCAAACAAGGGGCGAAAGGUCCACCAGGAACUCCUGGAUCACAAGGUCCGCCAGGCCCUGAUGGUGAAGAAGGAGGCCGAGGCGUAGUAGGCAAGCAUGGCCAAGACGCAGAGUAUUGGUGAGUUUAAAAAUAUAAAGUAUAUC